CGCAGCCCAGCCUCGGAAGCAGCCAUGAGUUUGGAAGCGAUCCGCUACCGCAGGGGAUCCCUGCAGAUCCUCAACCAGCUCCUGCUGCCCCAACAGAGCCUCUACGAGGAAAUCGGCAGCGUCGAGGACGGCUGGAGAGCCAUCCGCGCCAUGAAGGUGCUACGACGGGGAAGGGGAAACGCCUAAGGGACCCGAGCGAUCUUGGGGCUCCGCGUGCUGCUCCCCGGCUGUGGUCGCGCACCUUUAUCAGCUGCACAGCAGGCAGCGGUUCAACAGGAGAAGCUCGUGCCACGUGGAGGGGCAGUGAUAGGAGAAAACAACUCCCGUUUGAGUUCCAGCCCGCAGUUUGGGCGGUAGAGCUGCGGGACUGUUUAUCAUUCAGAUAAAGGAACCGCGACAAAGAGUGGCAGGCAGAGGAUUCAGAAGUGAAGGCAUAUGAGCAGGAUAUUUUUUUCCCGUAUUGUGGGGGGAGGCAAAACAUUACGGGCCGAAAAGAAUGGGGUUCAUCUUGUGCAGAGGUGGAUUUUCUUUUAAAAAGGGAGGACACUUGGUUUUCUCCUUCGUGGCCAAAACUAAAGUUUGUAAUUGCUGCUCACGUGAAGAGUUCCAUCUGUUUAGCAGUCGCGCAUUCAGAGUUGAGGUGAUGCAGCUCCUGUUCAGAAAGUCAUUCCCAGGAAACUAGAGUGACAGGCAGGGUUUGUUUCUAUUUAUAAAGACAGGCUUGAGGAGCCUUUGACCUUCCAGAUGUUGCCGAACUACAAUUUCUUGGUGGGGCCGAUGAGAACUACAAAAUGGAGUCUUGGGGUGGAUGGGAACUGUAGUUCAGCUACAUCUGGAGGGCUUAAAGUUAUCCAUACCUGGUUUAGAACAUGUGAUCUCUUCUCCCCCCACUGAAGGUCUGAAGUAAUGCAGGCCAACAAGAACUGACCACAUACCAUUCUGCUGUUCAACUUGCUAAUUGCUAUCCAUGUUCUUUAAAUUGUUUUCUCCUAAAGUUCCCAUAAGAGGCCAUUAAAAAUCAGUUCCCUACGGCACAUUCUGUGUUAGGAGUGACAUAAAAAAAUUAUCACACAUAAUCUACAUGCCAGUUGAACUGUGUGCAGCGUUGCCAUGUGCCUUGUGGAGAAGUCACAUGUGUUUAAGUGCAAAGCCAUUGCACUUUGCACAUGCUAGAAUGAUCCACCUCCCAAACAAAAAUGCUUUUCAGCUGCCUGUUCUGGGGCAGGCUGUAAGUAGCGCUGAGGGACAAAUUAAAGUGAAUCACAACUCAUUUCCUGUGUAGUAUGGUGCUUACACUCCAGUUUCCUUUCCCUUAGGUGCGAGGUGCUCCAGCCAUCGCCAUUGUCGGUUGCCUGAGUCUGGCAGUGGAGCUGCACACCAAAGGAAAUGCAGAGCAGACUGUGGGCAGCCUUGAAAAAUUUGUGGGAGACUCGCUGCGCUACCUAGAGAGUGCCCGUCCUACUGCUGUCAACAUGGCCCGGGCAGCUCAGGAGCUGGGCCACUUUGUUCGCCAGGAGGCCAAGCGUGAAGGGAGCACUGCCGAGAGUUUGCGAGAAAGGUGAGGGCUCAACAGCUUCCCAGUCUCCCCACACCUUUUUUUUUUAGGCGAGAACACGCAGGUUAAUGUAACCUCUUGUCACAGCGUGAUCAGCUGGGCGGAAGCCAUGUUGGAUAAAGACCUGAAAGACAACAGAAGCAUCGGGGAGCAUGGGGCAUGCCACCUCCUGCAGCACAUAGGGAAGGACAAGGUGACUGUCAUCACCCACUGCAACACGGGCUCACUGGCCACUGCUGGGUAUGGCACUGCACUUGGUAAGUUAUAAAUUGAUACCUCGGGUUACAGACGCUUCAAGUUACAGACUCCGCUAACCCAGAAAUAGUACCUCAGGUUAAGAACUUUACUUCAGGAUGAGAACAGAAAUCGUGCUCCGGUGGUGCAGCGGCAGCGGGAGGCCCCAUUAGCUAAAGUGGUACCUCAGGUUAAGAACAGUUUCAGGUUAAGAAUGGACCUCCGGAACAAAUUAAGUUCUUAACCCGAGGUACCACUGAAGUCCGAAAGCAUCACCUAAGCUCAAGUACAAAACCUCUCAAAGCAUGGGGCACCUUUCUCAUGAGUGGUGGUUCCCUCUCCCAACCCUCUCAUAUUGUUCUCUGGCUCCCCACUGUCCCUCCCUUGGCAGAUAAAGGAAGGAGCUAGGGAUCCUUCUGAAAAAACAAGGUUGUAUAUGGAGUGACAGCUGACACAUUCUCCCUAGUGUCAAUAUUGUAUGAUGUUGCUUGGUAGGUGUCAUUCGCUCUCUGCAUGCCAUGGGUCACCUGGAGAAGGUCUACUGCACAGAGACGAGGCCGUACAAUCAGGGAGCCCGGCUGACUGCUUACGAGCUAAAGUAUGAGGAGAUCCCUGCAUGCCUCAUUACGGACAGCAUGGUGGCUGCUCUCAUGAAGCAGCUCAUUGGUGCAGGUGAGCGCUGGUGUGCUUCUCUCUCUCUCCUAGUUUGACCCUUAGUGUUGCAUUUUGGUUUAGCAAGGAAGCUUGAUAUGUAGCAAUCAGGCUGCCUUCUGGAGGUAGUUUUGCUAUUAGAACAACUGUUGGUGGCUUGAGCAUCUCUUGAACACGGAGGAAGAAUUGGGACAAUUUAGCCAAUGUGGCACACUGGUUUGAGUGGGGAAUCCAAGUCUGAGUACACAGGCCCUCUCAGAGACCCAGGACCUUUCCAGCUUUUGAGGCCCUUAAGUCAGUGGCAGCUAGCAGACCUGGCAGGGCUGCUACAAGGUCACAGGGGUGUGGCCAGUGAGGUCACAGGGGUGUGGCCAAGUUGUUCUGGAUUUCUCCCCCGUUCUCCUUCCUUGUAAACAUUCCAUGGACACUUAAGCACUGCGAUUUUAAAAUUACUUAGCACUCAACUAAUUUGAGAAGUGUCUUACUGUGGUUUAGAAGUGGUGCCUGCUGUCACAGUUGCUCCUCUGCUGAGAGAAAAGUUAUGUGGCCUCCACCCAUUCCGAUUCUAUUUUUUUAUCAUCUUCCUUUGCAAAGAUACAGCGGACACUUAAACAUUACAGUUUUAUUAAUUCUUGGCACUUAAAGUGUCCUUCCUUGGUUCAGAAGGGCUACCUGCUGUCAGUGUCUAGUGUGGGCUCAUGUCACACUGAAUUCCAUGUGGAUUGCUUUCUCUGUCACCUGUCUUCCAAGGCUAAACAUGCCACAAAUUAUUAGUAUGAGCACUGCUUCACCCAUCCUGUAAUGGGGAAUUUCAAAAGGAAUCAAGUGCAGCAUGCAGCUGGGAAUUUCUUUUAUGUGUAAGGGGCUUGUCAUCCUCUCUUUUUACCCCAGCUGUCAUCGUGGGAGCAGACAGGGUUGUUGCCAAUGGAGACACUGCGAACAAAAUCGGCACCUAUCAGCUGGCUAUUGCUGCAAAGUACCAUGGGAUCCCCUUCUAUGUGGCAGCACCCAGCACCUCAUGUGACCUGACCUUGGAACAUGGCGGGAAGAUCGUUAUUGAGGAGAGGCCAAGUGAAGAAGUGACGCACAUCAAUGGUGUGCGGGUUGCAGCACCAGGUACCGAAGUGUGGGAAGGACAUGUGCAAAGAAAUGGGUCAUUCAGUGAGACAUUUCCAUCUUCAGUUGCAGUGCUUUAACAGGUAGACACACCAGGCUCUGUACUCUGGUUUUUACAGUAAGCCUAAAAGAAAGUCAAGGAAAAGUGGCUCAAGUAUCUCAGAAUCCAGCAGACAGCUACUUGUCUUUGGCCAGGCAUGGCCAUCCUGUGACCUUCCCAAUGUUAGACUACAACUCCCAUCAUCCCUUCUCUUUCCAGAGGCAAAAAUGCAUGGGCUCCUUUGGAAGAGUGGAAUGCAAACAUAACAACUGAAUAAAUCAAAAUAAGCAAGCCUUUCCAUUUCUACUCCAUCCCCAUAAUGUUUUGAUUUAUGUAUUUAGGGACUAAACAUCUCUGAGUUCUUGUGCCUUUUCUUUUGAGGUGUCUGCCUCCUGUCUGCAACACUGGGAUCAUGAAACAUAGAAGCAGAGAUUGGGGGCAUUGAGCGAGGACAACCUUUAGCAUGCUGUUGGACCGACUGUAUUCUUUCUGCUUCCUAGGCAUUGACGUUUGGAACCCAGCCUUUGAUGUCACCCCUCAUGAGCUGAUAACUGGUGGCAUUAUCACUGAAUUUGGUGUCUUUGCUCCCGCUGAACUUAAAGCAGGACUGACACAGGCAGCGAAGAAAGUCUGAACAUGUUGAGCUGGGCUGCUUUGUGGAUUUCUGGAGAAGAGUGUGACGAGGAUGAAUCAGCUGGAGAGAUCAGUAUUUGAGCUUGGUGGGAUAUAUUCCUGAUUCAGCUCUCUGGCUUUGUAUUUAUACAGUUGUCGAUAAAUACUCGUUACCAUUCCGCCAAACCAGUGGGGUCUAUGCAAAGGACAUAUACUUUCCUUGUGUCUUACGUUGCAGAUUGGAAAUCCAGAUCAGAAGGGUUGUUCGUGUUUCCAUCCAGUUAUAGCAUCUGUAUUAAAUAAUACAGAGGAUGGUGAUCUGGCUCCUACGCCAUUUGUGGUUCUUUAGAUCCUUUGCUUCUGCCUCAGCCAAGAGAGAUGUUCCUCUUUUACUGGAGCAACAAAGAAGAGUUUGAGACUUCUUUCUCACUACACCCUUAGGGCACAACUUAAAUCCUUGCAUAUUCUUUAGCUCCUUCGAAAGAAAGCUGUGAGGUUCCUCUUUGCACAAAGGCAAAAUUAAUUCAUGUGCGAGCUUAUCUGCCGAAUUGUAGCUAGCUGCUUUGGUUUUGCACUCUGUAUUUUGCAUAUUCCCUUUUUCGCUUUGCAGUGUACCAUGCUAAAAUAGACUUCCUUUGACACAAUGUGAAAUUAUAUGAAUUCUGCAUUCUACUAUUAUUUGGCUAGAUUGGUGGGCACUAGGGUAUUGGGGGGGGCAUUGUUGAUCUGCUUUUCUGUACUGGACUGUGUGGUGCUUUUAAACAGACUCAUUCGUUUUUCUAAUAAAAAGAAUAAAAAUAUUUAAGCUGAAUUUUAUGUUUUAAACACAUGUAAGAAGCAUCGUUGAAGGCUUUGUCCUGGAAGGCAGCAUAUAAAUGCCAGGAGUGAAACAAAAUAAAUUGUGGGGUGGGGAGCCUGGUGUAGGAAGAGGUAAAAGAGGGGUGAAAAUCCAUUUUCUGACUAUACCUUCUGUAGUAUGUAAGACUUGGUUUUCUGGACCAGACUAAAUUUACAUCAAAUCCAGCACUCUUGUCUUCAAGCUUAGCCCACCAGCUGCUCCUGGGAGGCUUGCAAGCAGGGCAACAGGAGAGUAGCAAUCUACCCUUGUUUGGUUGUCUGCUAAUUAGAGUGAAAUUGUUGCGGAGUUCGUAUAGGGAACAUGAAUUAUUUGUUUAAAAGAGCUUUUCUGGAGCUUUUCUAGCCUGGAGAAGAGGAGGUUAAGGGGUGAUAUGAUAGCCAUGUUCAAAUAUAUAAAAGGAUGUCACAUAGAGGAGGGAGAAAGGUUGUUUUCUGCUGCUCCAGAGAAGCGGACACGGAGCAAUGGAUCCAAACUACAAGAAAGAAGAUUCCACCUAAACAUUAGGAAGAACUUCCUGACAGUAAGAGCUGGUCGACAGUGGAAUUUGCUGCCAAGGAGUGUGGUGGAGUCUCCUUCUUUGGAGGUCUUUAAGCAGAGGCUUGACAACCAUAUGUCAGGAGUGCUCUGAUGGUGUUUCCUGCUUGGCAGGGGGUUGGACUCGAUGGCCCUUGUGGUCUCUUCCAACUCUAUGAUUCUAUGUUUUGUUUCCCUUGUAGGGCACACGGUUUUGUUUUUUGAAUUUUUUUAAGUAAUACUAUGCAAUGUCAAAACAUUCUCCCCUUCAAAGUUACACUAAUAUGGCAAAAAGCCUAGAAUAAAAUUUAAGAUAUUAACAGAUGCGAAGGAAAGAGGGGGAUUUGCCCUGCCAGAUCUUAAAUUUUAUUAUGAAUCAGCCGCAUUUUGCUGGCUGAAAGAUUGGCUACUUCUUGAAAAUGCGGACAUUUUGGAUCUAGAAGGCUUUGAUAAUGUGUUCGGAUGGCAUGCAUAUUUGUGGUAUGACAAGGUUAAAGCGCAUAAGGCCUUUAAGAACCAUGUUGUCAGGAAAGCAUUGUUUAAUGUUUGGGUGAGAUAUAAGGAUUUGUUGGAAAGUAAAACACCAAGGUGGCUGUCACCAAUGGAGGCUAAGGCAUUGAAAAAAACUAAUAUGGAGACAAAUUGGCCAAAAUACUGUGAAAUUUUAGAACAAGUUGGAGAUAAACUAAAAUUGCAGAGUUUUGACAAAUUAAAAACUAAAGUUCGAGAUUGGCUUCAUUAUUAUCAAAUAAGGGAGGUUUAUAACAUAGAUAAAAAGAUUGGUUUCCAGGAGGAAAAAUCCAAAUUGGAAACGGAAUUGUUAGAGCCUAAAACUAAGAACUUGUCAAGAAUGUAUAACCUGCUGCUGAAAUGGAAUACACAGGAUGAAAUGGUUAAGUCUGCUAUGAUUAAAUGGGCACAAGAUGUUGGGCAUAACAUUAUGUUUGCUGACUGGGAACGGUUAUGGACCACAGGUAUGAAAUUUACGGCUUGUAAUGCCUUAAGAGAAAAUAUAAUGAAAAUGAUUUAUAGGUGGUACUUAACCCCAGUCAAGCUAGCAAAAAUCUAUCAUUUGCCUGAUAAUAAAUGUUGGAAAUGUAAAGAAAAUGAAGGUACUUUUCACCUUUGGUGGACGUGCCCAAAGAUCAAGGCCUUCUGGGAAAUGAUAUAUAAUGAAUUAAAAAAGGUAUUGAAAUACACUUUCUUGAAGAAACCAGAGGCCUUCCUCUUGGGCAUGGUCGGCCAAUUGGUGCGAAGGGAAGACAGAAAUUUUUUUAUGUAUGCGACAGCAGCAGCAAGAAUUCUCAUUGGGAAAUACUGGAAGACACAAGAAUUGCCUACCCGAGAAGAAUGGCAGAUGAAAGUGAUGGACUAUAUGGAACUGGCUGAGAUGACCGGCAGAAUUCGAGACCAGGAAGAAGGGUCGAUGGAAGAAGAUUGGAAAAAAUUUAAAAUAUAUCUUCAGAAAUACUGCAAUAUAAAAGAAUGUUAGAAAAAGGUUGGAAAAGAAUAUUAGGCCGUAUUGGCAGAUAUGGUAUAAUGGAGUAAGUAAAAAUGAAGUGUAAAAUGAGGAUAGAGGAGGAUUACAUAUUAUCGAAUGUUAAAAUAAGUAAAAGAAAAGAAGGUUAGAAGGAUUUGCUGGAGAUACGAUUUAAACUAGAAUACAAAGCAGGGAGGUGAGAGGAAGUCAUGGAAAUAAGUAAAAGGGAAAAAGGUUGUAAAGGUUUAAUUUGAUUUUUGUCAUUCUUUAUUGUAAUGUAUGUUUAUUCUUUGUUGAGUUUUUCUUAUUGUCUGUUUUUUGUUAUAUGUUUAUUCUAUUUUGUAUGGUUUUUUCUUUUUUUGUAAUUUUAAAAUUGGAAUAAAUAUCUUAU
Messenger RNA from Podarcis lilfordi (Lilford's wall lizard), 7451 nucleotides. The record is from the annotation of a GenBank genome assembly. Lineage: Eukaryota; Metazoa; Chordata; Lepidosauria; Squamata; Lacertidae.